Tuber aestivum (summer truffle) is the source of this 2330-nucleotide messenger RNA. The record is from the annotation of a GenBank genome assembly. Lineage: Eukaryota; Fungi; Ascomycota; Pezizomycetes; Pezizales; Tuberaceae.
AUGACCGACGUGGAUACUACUGCUACUACUACUACUGCGGCGCAGGCUGCGACUGGGGGGGUGGAGGAUAGUCGGGCUUCCUCUGAUGCGAACGUUGAGGUCAAGAAAGCAUGGCGACCGAGCAAUCGAAUGUACGUCGUCUUCUUGACGAUGUGUAUUAUUACAUUGGCCGCUGCGUUGGAUGCUACCUCACUCUCUGUAGCUUUACCCGUAUGCUCCCUCUCCUUCUUCCCCUUCAUGAUAUGGUACGAAAACGGUAUUAACACCCCCCCUCCCAGAUAAUGUCCCAAAAACUCGGCGGCACGGCAAUAGAAGCCUUCUGGUCAGGCACCUCCUUCCUGAUAACCUCCACCGUCUUCCAGCCAAACUUCGCCUCCCUCUCCGACAUCUUCGGCCGUCGGGCCCUAAUCCUCGUGGCGCUGGUCUUCUUCACCGCCGGCGCCAUAGUCGCGGCCUUGGCGAACAACUUUACCAUAAUUCUCGUCGGCCGGUCGAUCCAGGGCAUCGGCGGCGGUGGGAUAAUCUCCCUCACGGAGAUCAUAGUAACGGACAUUGUCCCGCUCCGUGAGCGAGGAAAGUACUUUGGCUUCCUGUCCAUGAUGUGGGCGCUGGGCUCCGUCAGCGGUCCCCUCAUCGGGGGUGCGUUCGCGCAGGAGGCGUCGUGGAGGUGGAUCUUUUGGAUCAAUCUCCCCCUCUGCGCCCUUGGGUUCGGGUUGAUCCCUCUGUUCUUGAAUCUCAAUCAUAGGACCACUUCCUUCCUGGAGAAGCUGAAGAGGGUGGAUUGGGUUGGGUCCGUGCUGUUCGUGGCGUCCAUGAUGAGUCUCUUGAUUCCGAUUACUUGGGGAGGUGUAAUGUACCCUUGGGAUCAUUGGAGGACUCUGGUCCCGUUGGUGCUCGGUAUUGUGGGGCUGGCUGGGUUUGUCCUUUAUGAGAGGCUUGUGGCUAAAGAGCCGUUGAUCCACUUGGCGGUUUUUUCCACCAGGACCGCUCUGGUGAAUUAUUUGGGCACCAUUAUGCAUGGGAUGAUUGUAAGUUUGGAACUCUGUGAUGGUCAAUGAUCGUCUAGAGGGGGUUUACUGAUCGUUUCGCCGCAGCUUUGGAGUUUACUCUACUAUCUACCACUAUACUUUGAAGCCAUCAAAGGUCUCAGCCCAAUCAUGGCCGGUGUGGCCGUCUUCCCAGAGACAUUGUACGUACCCUUCUUCACAGCACAUCGUUCAUCAAACUAACUUUUCUUUUUUCUUUUCUCCCCACAGCACCGUAGCGCCAGCAUCUGUGGUAGUUGGUCUCCUUGUCUCCAUAACUGGUCGCUUCCGCUGGGCCCUCUGGCUCGGCUGGACCCUGACAGUCAUGGGAAUGGGCCUACUCGUCCUCCUGGACGUGCACACCCCAACCGUGAGCUGGAUAUUCAUAAGCCUGGUCAGCGGGCUCGGCACGGGAAUCCUCUUCCCGAGCAUGGCCUACGCUAUCCAAGCCUCGGCCACGGACGAAGACAUGGCCUACGCCGUAUCCAUGUUCUCCUUCUUCCGCGCCUUUGGUCAAUCAUUCGGCGUCGCGAUCGGUGGCGUCAUCUUCCAGAACGCCCUGAAGACGGAGGUGGCCAAGCACGCGGUUCUCAGAGCGAUGGCCGGGGAGUACGCCGCGGAUGCCGUCGCCCUCGUGCAGAUUAUCAAGAUGAUGCCCGCGGGUAUGGAAGGGCGGGAGGAGCUGCUGAUCAGCUAUGCUGCGGCGCUCAAGGUGGUUUGGAAGGCUAUGAUCGGGUUUGGAGCGGUUGGGUUGGUAUCGAGUUUCGCUACGGAGGGCCUGAGCCUUGAUCGGGAGUUGAGAACUGAGCACGGGUUGAUGGAGAAGAAGGCUGCUCCUGGGGAUUCGGAGAAGAGUGGUGGCGAAGAUCAGGUUUAGAGUGGACCUAUUCAUCAAUUUGGUAGAAAUCUUGUAUAUCAUGCUGGAUCUUAGCGGGGUGGGUUUUUCUCUUUUGAUUUAUUAUUAUUAAUCAAUGGGGUUUUGUUAUUAUAGAUUGGAUGGGCAGCGGUUUUCUGAUACAAUUUUUUUUUUUUUUUUUAUAUCAUACUUGUUAUUUUUUAUUUUUUUAUUUUUUUCACUGAUAAAUAGAAUCUCAAUUCUAAAGAAUGAACCUCAUCAAUAGUUAGAGUAUCACAUGUCUCGGCAAUAUAAUGUGUGCUUCAUCGGAAUGAUUUUAUGUCAUCCACCAGUCCCCGCAAUCACUAUCUAUCACUCGCGACUUCUUUUGGGUUUUUAUGAUACUGUUUUUUCCGCCCUGAUUAAACUGGAGAGUAUCAUAUCAUAGGUUGGCCCUUGACGACGCCCCC